Molecule: messenger RNA, 4965 nt
Organism: Electrophorus electricus (electric eel)
Lineage: Eukaryota; Metazoa; Chordata; Actinopteri; Gymnotiformes; Gymnotidae
Gene: kcnj9
Product: potassium inwardly rectifying channel subfamily J member 9
Biological process (GO): regulation of monoatomic ion transmembrane transport; potassium ion import across plasma membrane
Cellular component (GO): plasma membrane
Molecular function (GO): G-protein activated inward rectifier potassium channel activity
Source: RefSeq, a predicted model, not a curated record
CGGUGAAUCACGCUCGAGCUCUUGCGGUCUCUCAGCCCGACGUUCGCUGUCAGUAACAGAUCGCCUCCAUUUUAAGCGGAGUAUCUAAGACUACAGGGGAACAGAUCUGUGCCUUUCAGCUGGAUUCCGAAAUUGCAGUGCGAUUAAUAUUUUACAAGUUUUCCCUUCGCUUGUUCGCUGGUUGUGUGGUCUUGGAAAAGCCGACUCUUUUGUUUCCCGGAGGGUAGGAUAGCCUACACAACUGAUGCUGCGUCGUUUCGACCCGCUUGAAACCAUCAGCAACAUCUACGAUAUGAUUCCGAUCGAAGCUCGAAACAUUCCCAAUUGGGACUGACGAAACAGGAAUUCUUUUUAAAAAACCAGCAGUUAAGAUUACAAACAAUAUUCUAAGCGCUAUUUAAAACUGCCAUUUGCUGAAGUUUAAAUAUUGAGGGAUGCCUGGUCUCGGGAAGCGAAAUUGGCACAAAUGAGAUUCUGCAACUGAGAAUAACACACCAAGAGAGAUCAUUAACACAUUGGGACCACACUGACACACAGCCAUCUUCCCACACAAACACCCAGCCACACACGCACACAUACAGACCCUCGAACACGCGCAAAAACACACCCACUCACACUUACACAGAUGGCACUAGAAAACUCCGCCUUCUCGUCCCGCCCAGAGUCUCUUUCUCUGCCAGUCCCAGACAAAGGGGAGGAGCCUGUAGAAGAGUCCAAGGAAGAUGUCCCGCCCACUGGUGUAUUUAACGUAUCGGAGGAACUGGGGCAUGUGGUAACCACAGAGAUGUCCACGCCCCCACAGCCACCCUCCAAUAACAGCUUGUCAUUCCAGGCCAAGAUGGCUGCACGGGAAGCACAAGCCAAUCAACACCGAAAGAAAAUACAGGGGGCAGGGCAGGAGAGGGGAAAGUUUGGCUGGGCGCGCAGUAAGCGCAAGCGUCAGCGCUACGUGGAAAAGGAUGGCCGCUGUAAUGUGCAGCAUGGUAACAUGCGGGAGACUUACCGCUACCUGACGGACAUCUUCACCACACUGGUCGACCUGAACUGGCGCUGCUCUCUCUUCGUCUUUGUCAUGGCAUACGCUGUCACCUGGCUUUUCUUCGGGGCAAUCUGGUACCUCAUCGCAUACUGCAGGGGUGAUCUUGAUCACCUAGAAGAUGAGACAUGGACUCCAUGUGUGAACAAUGUUAAUGGCUUCAUCUCGGCAUUCCUCUUCUCCAUCGAGACGGAGACCACCAUUGGCUAUGGUCACCGAGUCAUCACUGACCAGUGUCCUGUUGGGACCAUGCUCUUGCUACUGCAAGCCAUUCUCGGCUCCAUGGUCAACGCUUUCAUGGUUGGCUGCAUGUUUGUAAAGAUCUCUCAGCCGAACAAGCGGGCGGAGACACUAGUGUUCUCCCGGAAUGCCGUCAUCUCCCUGCGGGAUGACAAGCUGUGUCUGAUGUUCCGGGUCGGUGACCUGAGGUCCUCACACAUCGUGGGCGCCAACAUGAGGGCAAAGCUCAUCAAGUCCAAACAGACCCAGGAAGGUGAGUUUAUUCCUCUGGAUCAGACAGAUAUCAGUGUAGGCUUUGAGACGGGUGACGAUCGACUGUUUCUGGUGUCACCGCUGGUCAUCUCUCAUGAGAUCGACUCACGCUCAGCCUUCUGGGAUAUGUCCCAGGCGCAGCUGGAGAAAGAGGACUUUGAGAUUGUCGUUAUCCUGGAGGGCAUGGUGGAGGCUACAGGCAUGACUUGUCAGGCCCGGAGCUCCUACUUGGCAGAAGAGGUGUUGUGGGGUCACAGGUUCAGCCCAAUGAUGUCUCUUGCUGAGGGAUUCUUUGAUGUGGACUAUGGAGCCUUCCAUCACACCUUUGAGGUGGACACGCCUUCCUGCUCUGCCCGAGAGCUUGCACUGGCUGCUGCUCGCCUGGACGCUCACCUCUAUUGGUCGAUCUCCAGUCGGCUGGAUGAAGAAAAAUGGGAGGCACCAAAUCUGACCGAGCAAUCACCAAAGCCCACGGAUUUGGAAUCUGUCAGUGGAAAAGAAGGAGGCGGGCCAGCAUUUAUUGCGGGUGGAGUUACAGAUCCGCAGGACCAAUCAGCAGUAGGGGAACAGAAUGGCAGUGUUGCCACAGACCAAUCAGAAUCGGAGGCUUAAAAAAAAGAAACUGAGAAUGGAAGUGUUUUAGGCAUAUACUACUACUACUACUACUACUACUACUACUACUACUACUACUACUACUACUACUACUGCUAAUAACAAUACACUUAGAAUUGAUUGUGAAACAAUCCAUGCCUCCUUCUUCAAGUUUUAAUUGUUUAGUCGCUAAUGUAUAGCAUAGAAUACUUUUCCCCAACGGGGAAAUCUUAGUCUCACAUUGCUGUUUUAGUUUGUUGAAAUUAAUGUCAUGUCAGAAACGACACUUUCUUCAAAUUUUGCUGUUUGUGGUGUGUGUUUUUGUUUUUCUUCUUUUUUUUCCCCCAGAAUUCAGUUUCCUGGUACAGUUGUUUACACAGGGUAUUCAUAAAAUGUUCCAUUUUGAAUGCAUAGCUGUCUAGAUACUGAAGAGACACCUUUAAACACCUUGUUCUAACUGCAUCAUCAUCGCCUGUAGUACUCUGGUGCAGGUCCUAAACCAGUGACAUCAGGAUUUAUUUUGGGACAGAACUUUGUGUUUUUUUCUAUAUUCUCAGUACAGGGUCUCAAAAUUUGUCAGGAAAUUUAUCAGAUUCUAGUUUUUCAGAUUUGUUUUAGUACAGGGUCUCAUGCAUCAGGAGAUGAGUUGACCAGACAUGUGUAACACCCUUGGUAUCUCAUGUUCAGUAGUAUAAAUUGUGCGCUAUAUGUUUCUGUUUGCAAUAGCUGGCCUUACUAACAUCUCUUGCCUAGAGCUAACUUUUUACAUGUAAAAGUUCUUAAAUACUACAUAUACACACGAGGGGUGAUGUGGGACAAAUUUUUAAGAUAUAUAUCAAUUUUUUAAGUGCUGACAUGAGGGUCACUUUUUGAGUUUCAUGUCUUAAAUGAAUAGUUUGAUUAAAACAGCUUUCAGUGUUAAACAUUAAUGAAAAUUGGUAUGCACCAUUUGGUACAAGGCAAAAGACAUUAUGCUAAUUGAUGGCUACGAACAAUCAAUUUUAUUAUUUGCUGUAUCAGCCAUUUUGGUCAUCCUGUUGCAACCACCUCCUGAUUUAUUUAUUUAUUUUAGUUUUUAUUGUUUUUGUGCCAAGAGAGAAAGUGCUGCAAUCAUGGGUCUUAGAACUGCUGUGUGCCAAUGAACCAAAGCGUGCCUAAUGCACAGCUUGACUGUUGCAGUGGAGCUCUGUGGAUGAGAAGUGUGAAUGCUCUUUAUGUGGAGUUCUGCUGUCAUGUGGUGCUGUCUGCCUGCUCAGAAUUUCUCGGACUAGACCCCAUAUAUAUAUCAGAAGUGAGUGCGUCACUAUAAAAUAUCCUAAACGUGACAAGCAAAAGAGUGCUAUCGCAGUAAAUUGAGAUUUGGUUUAUGAAAACUAACUAAAACAAAAAAUUCUUAUGACCAAAGGGGUUGGGGCUGUUUUGGCGCAACAUUUGGAGUUUGUCUAAGGUGUCAGUAAGCCUGGUGAAUUAUACUGCACAAAAUCAUGAAUAGACUUGAGAAGAGAGUCAAAGGCAUUAACUACAUGCAUUCGAAUGAAUUCGUAAUAUGGGUGGUGUGUGUUUUUGGGAUGCUUAUUUAUUUAAAUUAGUUUGCAUUCAGAAACUUGGGACUGAAUUUUGAUGUUUUAACAGUUUUGUUGAUGCAGAGAUUCAUGGUAGGUCUGUAGGGGCUGAGUUACCUGUUUACACACUGUGUUUAUAUAGACUACAUGCAUCAGUUACUGUGUUACUAUGGUGACAUUACGUUCCAGUUUACAUCACUUUUACGUUUACCAUUUAUAAAUUUUCUAACUUGGAAGCCAGACCAAUGUUAAAAUUGGCUGGCUAUAUAUUGCUACUGCCAACCUACUAGAAUUUGCCUGGAAAUAUUGUUCGUGUACUGUCAGACCAUCAGAUGUCUGUAAAAAUAUCACCCUGGCACUGAAAUCCUGUCAGAUUGAAAUAUGCUAUCAUGUUGCUUGAGAUGUGAAUAAAGGGUUGGAUUGUGGCUAUUUAAAAUCCAGUCCUGGAGCACCACAGCUCUGGGCGGAGUGUAUCUAUCAAUGUGGAUGGGUGUGGGUGUUUCAUAAAGUAAGAUUUCAGUGAGCUUAUUGACGUAUGCUCAAAGAAAAGACUGUCCAAUAGGAAUGUGUUAAACCUCUUCUUUUGGACAGUCUUGACCUUUGGCUUACGUUAUCUGACUAAUGAGAUAUCCUGCUUUGUCAAAUACUCAUCCUGGACUAUUUAGUGUUUUCCCUGCUCCGGCUUACCUGAGCCUAGUCGCAGGGUUAUUAUAAAGCUAAAACAGGUGUGGCAGAGCAGGGAGAACACUGGAUGGUGUGAUUAAAGCUGUGAUCUGGAGUUGCUGUAACUGGCAGGCCAGUUUUUAUGUUUUUAUUUGUUUGUUACUUUGUAUUGUAUGUAAAUUGCUGAUAUUGCUGUGUUGCUGUUUUGCCAGUUCUAGAUUUUGUCUUUAAAUGUGAACCUGGGAUACAAUACAUGUAAAAGUGGGCAGAAAUAAAAUGGUGUAAUAGAAAUAUUAAAAUAUCAACAUGGUGUAAGAUCACACCCACCAAAAACAAGAUAUAAAACUACGUCAUGGUCUCUAUUAAAUGUAUCUACAUCAAGGUCUCUAUUCAUAAUAAUGUGUUUUUAAAUGCAUUAUGGUAGGAUCAAAAACUAGGUUUAGCAUAACUGAAUUCAGUGACCAUGCCAUAUUUUUUGUAUUUUCUUAGAAUGUUACUACAUUCUGUUAGAAAAGGACUAAUUAAAUAUUGUAUUUACUUUUAGAAUGAAAAGUGAUAAGAUAAUUAUAGUUAUUUUAAGAUGUAUGAUACAUUUUGAAACAUAUAAAUGUAACAUUUUUA